UUUAGAAAGUUGAGGACUAUAGGUGAAAAAAGGUGAAACCACAGGGACUAUCCGGGCAUUUUUCUCUAGAUAAUAUUUCCACCCAAUGAAAAAUAGAUAAAUAGAGCCCACUCAGCCCAGCCCAGUCCUUCCGUAACAAGCUUCGCGGUUUCUUUUUCCCCCUUUUGUGUAUUCAUUCUUUGUGCAACAUUUUGAAUCGGAAGAAGAAGAAGAGGUAUGGCGAAAAGCGAAGAAACGUCAUCAUCUUCAUCUUCUCGCCCAUGGGAGUCCUACCACACUGUUUAUACUAACGCCAAAGCAGGUAUGGAUGGGGUUGACAAGGAAAAAGUGCAAAGAGUAGUCUAUGAAAUGAGCAAAGGAUCUAAGUAUUUUGAGAAUGAGGAGCGGAAGGAGGCUUAUAUGAAACAAAAGAUUGAAAAUAUGCGAGCUCAACGUGCGAAGCUAAAGCCUGCUGAUAUAUCUCAUUAUCAAAGGGUUGCUGAUAAAAGAAUUGCAGAACUAGAAGCUACACGUGAUUUAACAAGGACGUGGUUGCAUGUAGACAUGGAUGCUUUUUACGCAGCUGUCGAAACCUUGAGUAAUCCAUCAUUAAAAGGCAGGCCAAUGGCUGUUGGCACCAUGUCUAUGAUCUCUACAGCUAAUUAUGAGGCGCGGAAAUUUGGGGUUCGUGCUGCAAUGCCUGGUUUUAUCGCCUGUAAAUUAUGCCCGGAGUUGAUAUUUGUGCCCACAGAUUUCAAGAAAUAUACAUAUUACAGUGACUUAACUAGAAAAGUCUUCCAAGAAUAUGAUCCCAAUUUCAUGGCUGCGAGUCUUGAUGAGGCCUAUCUGGAUAUUACUAAUGUCUGCAAAGAAAGGGAUAUUACUGUUGCUGAAGUCACUGAAGAACUUAGGCAAAAUGUAUACAAAGCUACUGGACUGACGUGCAGUGCUGGAGUUGCUCCAAAUCGCUUACUUGCAAAGGUGUGUUCAGAUAUAAAUAAGCCAAAUGGUCAGUUCCUUUUACCUAACGACCGGGCUGCUAUCAUGACAUUUAUAUCAUCACUUCCUAUACGAAAGAUUGGGGGAAUUGGUAAAGUCACAGAACAUAUCUUAAAAGAUGUGUUUGAGAUUAAAACAUGUGAAGAUUUGCUGCAAAAAAGCUCUUUCUUUUGUGCGUUAUUCUCCCCUUCAUCAGCAGACUUUUUUAUAUCCGUUGGUCUAGGGCUUGGAGGAACCGAUGCGCCUCAAGUUAGAUCGCGGAAAAGUAUGAGCAACGAGAGAACAUUUUCCGCAACUAAGGACGAAACAUUCUUCCAUCAGAAACUAGUCGAACUUUCAGAGAUGCUUUCUGCUGACAUGGAGAAAGAAGGUCUACAUGGACGAACACUAACACUAAAACUAAAGACUGCGUCGUUUGAGGUCAAAACUCGAGCUUUGACUUUGCAAAGUUCUCUACGGUCAAGUAAAGACAUAUUGAAACAUGCUUCAAAGCUUCUGAAGGCUGAACUGCCUGUAUCACUUAGACUCAUUGGACUACGCAUGUCUCAUUUCAACGAAGAUAAAGAUGGUACUCUGUCUGAUCCUACCCAAAGAACACUUCUUAAUUAUAUCAAACCGGGGGAUGAUAACACGAAUCUUGUGGAUGACGAGCAUUCAGAUGUUAAAGACCACUCUGAAUCACAUUGUUAUACAUAUACCAACCCAUCGCGUGACCCUUUGUCAGAGCUAAAUGAUAACAAUGAGCAAGUAGUGGAGGAUAAUGGCCUUGAAGAUCAUGAAUGCAAAGACCAGUUGAAUGCGGUGAAGUCUUCUGAAUUUGAUGCACAAGGGAUAGAGACACAUUCGCUAGAGGGAAGAAACCAGGAUCAGUUGACCAUGAUUGACUUUUCUGAGAAGGAAACCGGGUCUUCAUCAUCACAUGAUAAAGAAGCGUUAAUAUGGUUGGAAGAUUACAAGUGUUCACUAUGUGGUGUAGAGCUGCCGCCCAGUUUUUUGGAGGAAAGGCAAGAACAUGCUGAUUUUCAUCUUGCAGAAAAGAUGCAAAUGGAAGAAGAAUCUGCGCAUGCUUACAGAAAUCUUCCACUCAAGAACAGGAUGAGGCAGAAAGAGGCUGUAGUUGGCCAAAGCAAAGGCAGGAAGAAGCUGAAACAAUCUCCCUCAAAUGGUAAACACAUUCCCAUAGAUGCCUUCUUUUCAAAGGCAAGUCACAAUUUGUAAAAUUUAUGACGGUUGUUGUAUAGAAAUCCAAUAAUUGUAACGUAUCAGAGCAGUUCUAUUAUUUAUUUGUUUGUUUAGUUGGUCGUUUAAUCUACGACACUCACCAAUUGCAAGACUUUGGAUUCCGACUGAUAAACCAGUAGACCUGUUUUAUU
Messenger RNA from Helianthus annuus (common sunflower), 2351 nucleotides. Its product is annotated as DNA polymerase kappa. The coding region runs from base 217 to 2196 and encodes 659 amino acids. The record is from RefSeq and is a predicted model, not a curated record. Gene Ontology annotation, cellular component: nucleus. Gene Ontology annotation, biological process: error-prone translesion synthesis. Gene Ontology annotation, molecular function: damaged DNA binding; DNA-directed DNA polymerase activity. NCBI's taxonomy places the organism in Eukaryota, Viridiplantae, Streptophyta, Magnoliopsida, Asterales, Asteraceae. The transcript has 14 exons.